UGCGCGGCGCAGACUGAAUUGUGUCGCAGGAGUCCAGGAUUCACGCAUCACUGUGCGCCUGCAGCGUCACAAGAUGAGUCCUGCCUCACGAUGCGUGUGAUCCAAAUGACUGUGGAUUUGUUAUUUGGCCUCCAUCACUGUGAGGGUGGAAGUGACACAUCCGCACCGUGUGACAGCCUCUCCGUGGACGCUGAAGGUUGAGCGGGUCUGCUGAGGAUGCGCCCCGAGCGCACAGUUGAUCUGUGUGGAUGACGGGCUCCUCGGGGCCGCUUCAGCUCCUGUUUCAGCGCGGAAAGGAUUAUUUGUUUUCAUACACCAGGAGGAGAAAUGGGGAGCACGACCUCCUGCUGCGUGUCUGGCAGCCCCAAGCUGCGGAGAAACGCGCACUCCAGGCUGGAGCCGUACCUCCAGGAGUCGGAUCUGAGCAGGGAGGAGACGGCGUGCAACCUACAGCACAUCAGCGACAGGGAAAACAUCGACGAGUUGAACAUGGAGUGCAACCCAUCAGACCAUCCUCGGGCCAGCACCAUAUUCUUGAGCAAAUCUCAUAAUGACGAUGUGAUUUACAGGAAUGUGCGAGAGAAACGAAAGAGCCUCCUCAUCAAUAAUCACGGCAGUCUGAGGAGAAAAUACAGCUCCUGCUCAACCAUCUUCCUGGACGACAACACAGUUAGCCAGCCCAACCUCAAAUAUACCAUCAAAUGCGUUGCUUUAGCAAUUUACUACCAUAUAAAAAACAGAGACACAAAUGGAGGCAUGCUGUUGGAUAUCUUUGAUGAAAAGCUGCAUCCUCUCUCAAAAUCAGAGGUUCCACUGGACUACAACCAGCACGACCCGGAGCAGAAGCAGAUCUACCGCUUCGUCAGAACCCUGUUCAGCGCUGCUCAGCUCACAGCUGAAUGUGCCAUCGUCACACUGGUGUACCUGGAGAGGCUGCUCACUUACGCAGAGAUUGACAUCUGUCCUGGAAACUGGAAAAGGAUUGUUCUGGGCGCCAUUCUGCUGGCCUCGAAGGUCUGGGAUGACCAGGCCGUCUGGAACGUCGACUACUGUCAGAUCCUCAAGGACAUAACUGUGGAAGACAUGAAUGAACUGGAGCGCCAGUUUCUGGAACUGCUGCAGUUCAACAUCAACGUUCCGUCCAGCGUCUACGCCAAGUAUUACUUCGACCUGCGAUCGCUGUCCGAGUCCAACAACCUGAGCUUCCCGCUGGAGCCGCUCAGCAGGGAAAAGGCCCAGAAGUUAGAGGCCAUUUCCAGACUAUGUGACGACAAAUACAAAGACAUCCGGAGAGCAGCCAGGAAACGCUCGGCCAGCAUGGACAACCAGUGUGGGAGACGAUGGGUUCCUGCAAUCCUCUCCUAACCACCGAUCAGCGUCCAGGAGCCUCGUGGUUCUGACUGGACCACAGACAUCAAACCUUCUGGCUCCUCUGGAUCCUGUAGAACUUGAUGGAACAUCGGCAUCAACUGGUGAAGGUCACACCUUUAAAAAGUGGAUCUAUGUGCAACAUGAACACUGGAUUUGGCAGAUAAGACUCCAGAGACGUUUCUACCUUAACAUGAUGCCUUCGUAGUGCCUCGACUUGUCUACUGACUGGGAAGAUGCAGGAAAUUUUGAGUUUUCUUUCACCUGUGAAAAGACAAACAGUUUUGGACCAAGUCCUGGGUGAGGAGAAGAACUUCAGAUGUUUCAGGACUUGAAACAUUUGUUUAUGUUUCUAGGCUUCUCCUGAAUUUGUCUUAGGAUAUAUGUCUAAUAUAAUCUUUUGUUCAGACAACCGUACAAAGAAUAUCAUUUAUUUUGCUCUGCAAUUCAAACAUUAGCCUAGUGUGGAGCUUUUUACUUGUUAUUUAUUUCCUUUUGAUAGUACUCUAAACAAUGAAAGUGUUGUUGAAGGUUUACAGUAUUUCUUGUGUACCUCUUAAUACUCAGGUAGAACAUUAAAUAUGUCAUUUCCCUGUGAUGCUCCAUAUUUUACAUAUAAGGAUGGGAACAUUGUGAAGUAGCUCAGACUGUACAUAGAAGGAAUAAUAAAAUGAGUAAUAAUGUUCAUUCAGACAUGAGUGACAGUUCUGGGGUCAAUUUCAGUUCAGCAAUAGCAGGAAAUUCUUUUUUCUAAAUAGUGUUUAUAACAUAAAAUUAAUCUUUUUUUCCCCACAAUUAUCAGUAUUACAAUGUCAGUUUUAAGAUGUUUUUCACAGUGGACUACAAGACACCUCACUUUUAUUUUCUUCCUUAAAUAUUACUAUUAAUACUUCAUGAGAACAUUGAACAGUUGAAGUCAAACCAUUUUGUCGGGACUUUUUGUGUCCAUAAAGAUUUUUCUCUCUGGAAGAAAAAUGAGGAGUUUCAGUUCCGAUUUAAAGAAAAAAUAAUGUUUUUCUUGGGCUUUAAAUUUGCUUAGCAACUCUUUUUCAGAUCAAAUAACAUCUCAUUUGAUUUAUUUUGUGCAAUUUUCUCAAAGGAUUGAUUUUGUGCCGACAGAUCAGCUGACACUUUAGACGUUGAAAAGUUAACUUUAAAGACAAUUCAGAUUUUUUUUUAGGUGGGGCGUUAACCUGGAGAAUCAAAGAGAUUCUAAUUCUAUCCAAUUAUUUCAAUGUCUACCUUUGUAACAAAAAAAUGACUUAAUAUUUUCAUGUUUUAGUUCAUAAUGCAGAGGGAAUAUUGUGAAUUUUUGAAUCUGUUAUAUUUCUACAUCAGAAGAUAAACCUCAACAACAAACUGCACAGUAAACAGAUCAGCAGCAUUUUUCUCUAGAUUUCCCCAGCAGCCUUUUGUUUUAUUUUUGUUUGUGUUGCUGCAGUCCUCAAAUAACCAGUGAAACAUAAAAACAUCUCUUUAAAUCAACUCCAAAGUCCAAAUUAAAGGCAGGAGAAUGAUCAGAAAACAUUAGAAGAGGAGCAAGAGUUAUCUGAGGAGUUUGUUUUUAUUUAUUCAGUAUUACAUGAUAUACCUCCCAUUCAUUUCAACAGUUUCCAGUCUUACAUGUGUCUUUAUUCAGUGACUCUUAUCAUCUGUUACAUUAAAAAUAUGUUUUACUGACAGUUAAUGGAUCCCUGUUUUUACCGCCAGGUGAGAGAAAUAUAUUUUUCUUCUAAAACCUCAACAAAAGGUGCAAACUAAGCUGUUUCCUGUUUUACAUGGUUAAACAAAAAAUGAAAUAAAAUUUUGUAAACUGUAGCAACCAAAGACUUUUCCUUAGUAGAUAUAAUUUAGACCUUUUUGAGUCAUCAAAUGUAUUUUUUCCCCCAGAAUGUUUUCUAAAAACAAACAUCUUCAUACUGUGUUAAAUUAUCCAUACUGUCAGCAUUAGGCAACAUUUUUGUGUUCAAUUAGCACAAAUAUUUAUUGUUUCUUUUGAAUUAGUCUGAUUAUUAAGCUAGGAAUGCAUUAAUGUAUUUUAUGAAUUAUCUUUGUACAGUUUAUAAAGAGUACAGAUUCUCAGAAAAGGUUGUUAUAAAUUAUUUAUGGUUUCGUUGAUUUGUGUUUUGUAAUAAAAGAAGACUCUUGUUUAGUAAAUGUGAGUUAUUAAGG
Poeciliopsis prolifica (blackstripe livebearer) is the source of this 3540-nucleotide messenger RNA. Its product is annotated as cyclin-Y-like. The transcript has 11 exons. Gene Ontology annotation, molecular function: cyclin-dependent protein serine/threonine kinase activator activity; protein kinase binding. The record is from RefSeq and is a predicted model, not a curated record. Bases 328 to 1365 code for a protein of 345 amino acids. Gene Ontology annotation, biological process: regulation of cyclin-dependent protein serine/threonine kinase activity; regulation of canonical Wnt signaling pathway. Lineage: Eukaryota; Metazoa; Chordata; Actinopteri; Cyprinodontiformes; Poeciliidae. Gene Ontology annotation, cellular component: cytoplasmic cyclin-dependent protein kinase holoenzyme complex; plasma membrane.